Messenger RNA from Tripterygium wilfordii, 1638 nucleotides. RefSeq names its product probable purine permease 10. The record is from RefSeq and is a predicted model, not a curated record. The coding region runs from base 400 to 1467 and encodes 355 amino acids. Lineage: Eukaryota; Viridiplantae; Streptophyta; Magnoliopsida; Celastrales; Celastraceae. Gene Ontology annotation, cellular component: membrane. Gene Ontology annotation, molecular function: purine nucleoside transmembrane transporter activity. The transcript is spliced from 2 exons.
CGAGUCACUUUUCAGAGUUUCAAUUUCUGAUCAGACAAAUAGACAAUAAUGGCAUUUGGGUUUCAUUUUAUGGAAGAAAAAAAAAUGUCUUGGGUGCAUGCUUAGUUCAAGAAUGCACAACCCAAGAAUUUAUAUUGUGUGUGUGUGUGUACACAUGAUUCAAUUUCCAUCGACUGUCUCUCUGUCUUCAUCCUUUGAAACCUCUGCAGCCAUUGACAUGGGAGAAGCUCAAGGAGUGCAACUAAGUGUUAUUGGUAGGUGGCCAAUCUUCUGCUCAAAUGUCUUUUAACUUGAUUCUAUAGUUGAUCCUUGAUUUUUAUCUUUGUGACUCUUUUAUCAGUUCAAGAAGCUAAAGAGACGGAUACAUUUGAACUUUCAAAUGUUGCUGGCCAUUCAACAAUGCACAACCCAAGAAGUUAUGUUUGGUGGAUUAGAGUGACCAUCUAUACGGUCCUCGUUCUCUUAGGCCAGUCUGUGGCUUUACUACUAGGAAGACAGUACUUCGUGAAGGGUGGACAGAGUAACUGGUUAGCAGCUCUGUUGCAGCUGGUAGGAUUCCCAAUCUUGAUUCCCUUCUACAUGUUCUCUCCUUUUAUGAGUUCUCCCACUUCAAAUGAAACCAACAGAAGACAACCAUCUGCAUUUAUACUUGCUUCAAUCUAUGGUGGUCUUGGCCUAUUUAUAGCAGCAGAUUGCUUUCUCUACUCAAUUGGGAUGAAGUACCUUCCUGUGUCUACUUACACCCUCAUAUCAGCAUCACAGUUAGGGUUCAAUGCUCUGUUUUCAUUUUUUCUCAAUUCACAGAAGUUCACUCCUUUCAUAGUCAAUUCUUUGGUCCUCCUCACCAUAUCUUCCAUCCUUCUUGUUUUUCAAAAUGAAUCUGCUAAUCCAACGGGAGUCUCCAAGCUCAAGUAUGCAAUUGGGUUCAUAUGCACUGUUGGUGGAUCUGCUGGAUAUGGAUUGGUGCUUUCACUGACACAGCUUAGCUUCAGGAAGGUUAUUAAGAGAGAAACAUGUAAGGCAGUAAUGGAUUUGAUUUUUUAUGAAGAAUUUGUUGCAAGUUGUGCAAUCCUGAUAGGACUUUUUGCUAGUGGAGAUUGGAAGACAUUGAACAGAGAGAUGAUAGGGUAUCAACUGGGGAAGGUAUCCUAUAUCAUGAAUUUAGUCUGGACUGCUGUACUUUGGCAGGGUUGUGCCAUUGGUUCUGUAGGGUUGGUGUAUGAGGUGUCUUCUCUCUUCUCCAAUGCCAUAGGUGUUGUUGGUUUGCCUAUUGUCCCUACUCUGGCUGUGAUCUUCUUCCAUGACAGAAUGGAUGGUGUGAAGGCAGUUUCCAUGGUGUUGGCCAUUUGGGGCUUUGCUUCUUAUGUCUAUCAGCACUAUCUAGAUUACUGCACAUCCAAAAAAGCAAGCAGAAAUUCCAUUGAAGUUAGCAAAGCUUCCCCUACUAUGGAAAGGGUUAACAAGUGAGCAAAAGGGGCUUCUGCACAUCAAUUGAAUAAUAGUAUUGAAGUAAAUUUGAACAUACAUGUUUUGUUGUAGUCAUGAAUAGUUCAAAUGUUGACGUAACAUGCAAGGAUUUUAAGCGAGUAUCAAUGAGGAGCAGAGUUCUAUCGACUACAUAAGACGUCCAACAUACUG